AUGGCGACGAAGAAAGAGGAUUCCCUUUGUGCCCCCUCGCCGCUGCCAAAGUUAAGCAUCCCGCCAGGGGCUUCUGCGAAAGUACAAAUCAUCGAUACCACUUCGAGGAUCGAUGCACCGCUGGCCCUUUUCAUGCAGCCUGUGAUAGGAGACUUUGAUACUAUCAGAGGAACACCUGCUUUCAGCUUUCUGGUCGAACAAGUCUCGUCUCAGCGGAAAGUGGUGUUCGAUCUAGGAUUGAGGAAAGAUUGGCAGAACCUUCCUCCAGCUACUCUUGCCCUUGUCAGUACGCCAGGCUGGACCUUGGAGAGUGAGAAGAAUGUUUCCGAGAUCCUGCAAGAGAACGAUGUCGAUGUGGCAGGUGGAGCCAUCGAGGCAGUGAUCUGGAGUCACUGGCAUUUCGACCACAUCGGCGACAUGACCAGUUUCCCCGAGAGCACGGUUUUGAUAUCGGGAAAGGGAGUAGCUGAAGCCCUACUUCCUGGAUUUCCGACCAAUCCGGAAUCCCUACUCCUCGAAAGCGACUUCUUCGGACGCGAGCAUAGGGAAAUUGACUUCGGUGAUGAAUCCGGGAUCCAGCUAGGCCACUUCACUGCGGUAGACUAUUUUCAAGACGGCUCGUUUUAUCUCUUAAAUGCACCCGGCCACGCAAUUGGACACAUAUGUGGGCUGGCAAGGGUGACUUCUGCUCAAGAAGGGGCCGCGGAAGAUACCUUCAUUUUCAUGGGAGGGGACGCUGCCCACCACGGGGGAGAAUUUAGACCUUCUCAAUACCUUCCACUUCCCAAAGAGAUUCGACCAUCACCCUAUAAACAUAAAUACCCUAUAGCUUGCCCCGGUCAUGUCUUUCAGGCAAUUCAUCCUGGCGAGAAAGGAGAUGCGCCAUUCUAUCAUAUCGAAGGAGUUCUUCACCAUGACACAAAAGAUGCUACCCAAUCGGCUGCAAACAUGGCAGAAUUCGACGCACAUGAGAACGUGUUGGUAAUCGUUGCCCACGAUGCUACACUUCUGGAUCCGAGCAUCGGUAUCGAAUACUUUCCGAAUGGCACAAUGAAAGAUUGGAAGGCCAAAGGCUAUGCGAACCGACUACAUUGGGCUUUCUUGCAGGAUUUUGUCCAGGCAGUUGAGAACUAG
Exophiala bonariae is the source of this 1134-nucleotide messenger RNA. RefSeq lists its product as uncharacterized. NCBI's taxonomy places the organism in Eukaryota, Fungi, Ascomycota, Eurotiomycetes, Chaetothyriales, Herpotrichiellaceae. The record is from RefSeq and is a predicted model, not a curated record. The transcript has a single exon. Bases 1 to 1134 code for a protein of 377 amino acids.